AUGAGUAAUUUUGACAAGAAUGAGCUUUUCUACAUUGCAGGAGUUGGCUUGAUGUUAAACAUCUUCUUAUUUGCUAUAACAUUGUUGGUUUACCUCUGCAAACCUCGUACAGAAAACACAGACGACAUAGAAGCACUUGAUCAUCUUCAUUAUUUGAACGUCCCUUUAUUACAAGAACACGAAGCAACGAAGGGUUCGAGACUAAUCGAUCUCAUACCGGCCAUGAAAUUCUUACAAGUGCCACUGUCGAAUCGAGGAAACGGGUGUUCGAUUUGUUUACAAGAAAGGUAUGAAGAUGAUGAAGUGUGUAAAGUUCUUCCUGGAUGUCAUCAUGUUUUUCAUGCUGAUUGUAUUGAUCAAUGGUUGAAAAAAAGACAGACUUGUCCUGUUUGUAGAAAGAUUUUUCAACUUGUUCUUCCUAAAAAUCCUAAUACUUGUACAUUAGUAUGA
Molecule: messenger RNA, 450 nt
Organism: Spinacia oleracea (spinach)
Lineage: Eukaryota; Viridiplantae; Streptophyta; Magnoliopsida; Caryophyllales; Amaranthaceae
Product: RING-H2 finger protein ATL39-like
Exons: 1
Coding region: 1-450 (149 amino acids)
Source: RefSeq, a predicted model, not a curated record